AUGUUGAAUUUGGGUGUUUGGAGCCUGACAGGAAUCGUUGUCGGGGUAUUGGUAGUAGCUCUAUUGGUUCUGAUGAUAAUUGGAUGUGUCUUAUCCAAGCGAGAAAUUCCAGGGAUACCACCAGGACCAUCAUUUCUUCCGUUGGUAGGAAAUGUUAUUGAUAUGAGUUGGAAAUAUCGUACAAGAAAGUAUAAAUAUUUUGAAAAAAUGGAGAAAAAAUAUGGAUCUGUGUACCGAUUAUAUUUUGGUCGUCAGCUUCUGAUUUUUCUCAACGACAUGGACUCCGUGAAAGAAGCAUUUGUUAUAAAGAGAUAUCUUUACAGACAGACCCACGGAGAAGUUCUGGGUGGCUCGCCAGCAUUCUUGAUUGAAGCUUCUCAUGGUGAAGGUCCGUUAACGCCGAUUAAUAUGUUACCCCAGUUGCUUUACCUUCCAGGAGCUCGUGGAAAAUUCAAAAAGCUUAUAGCUGGUGCUGAACUCACAAAGACUUAUAUUUCAAAGAGGAUUGUUGAGCACAAGAAGACAUGGAACAAGGAUAAGCCAAGAGAUUUGAUUGAUUGUGGACUGGCUGCUAUUGCUGAUGCUGAUUCACAGGAGUUCAACAACCGCAUAUUGAUGUACAUCUUUUUUGAUAUGUUCAUAGCCGGUUCGGAUACUAUAGCAAAUUCUAUGGACUGGGCUUUUCUUCACAUGAUCGUCAAUACUGACACACAAAUCAAAUGUCAAAAAGAAAUUGACGAAGUUGUUGGUUCUGAAAGAAGAGUCGUGUGGGCGGAUAAACCUAACAUGCCCUACUGUACUGCUACUCUAAUGGAAUGUCUUCGAUACUCAAAUGUUGCUAUGACUUCGCUACCUCAUACAGCUACAAAGGAUACGAUGAUCAAAGGGUUUGUGAUACCUAAAGGGAGUAUAAUACUCGCUGGUAUUAAUUCUAUUCAUCACGAUGAGAACCUGUGGGAAAAGCCUGAACAAUUCAAACCAGAGAGAUUCAUCGAUGGAGAUGGGAAGAUCAUCCACAACGAAAAGGAUCAGAGAUUGAUUUAG
This is a messenger RNA of Lottia gigantea (owl limpet), 1044 nucleotides long. RefSeq lists its product as hypothetical. The record is from RefSeq and is a predicted model, not a curated record. Bases 1 to 1044 code for a protein of 347 amino acids. The transcript has 2 exons. Gene Ontology annotation, molecular function: iron ion binding; monooxygenase activity; heme binding. Lineage: Eukaryota; Metazoa; Mollusca; Gastropoda; Lottiidae.